Linum tenue is the source of this 2525-nucleotide messenger RNA. The record is from the annotation of a GenBank genome assembly. NCBI's taxonomy places the organism in Eukaryota, Viridiplantae, Streptophyta, Magnoliopsida, Malpighiales, Linaceae.
CGACACGGUAUGUGGCGCAAUUAACCUAUCUCCGGCAAUCUCUCUCUUGCAAAUUGCGUUUGCUCAGUUUCGAGGAGUUGCUGCGAUAACAGCGACGAUCAUGGAUGGCAAGCUGCCGCGCUCCUCCCGCAAGCGCCCUCGCAACGAUGAGUUUGAAGAUGAGGAAUCGACGAAACGCUCCAUGCAGCAGAAGAAAGUAAGGUUCCCGAAAGGUAAGAAAGUGAAGCCAGGGGAUGAUUCCGGCACCGUCCCCGCAGCAGUUGGUCCUGAAAGGGUUGGACCUCAAGACAACCUCGCCGACGACGCUGACGCUCGACUCGCUGCCACCGAGCGUGCGAAGCGACGUAACCAGAUCACCGCUGAACUGUUUGACGGCGAAGUCAAUGACGUCUCUGCAGCCGAGGUCACUUAUGAGGAUAAUGACAGUUUUGUUGAUGAUGGGGUUCAAAUGGAACCAUUUAAUCUUGACAGAGAGAGGGAAGAAGGUUAUUUUGAUGCUCAGGGAAAUUUUGUUGAAUAUGUCAAUGAGAAUGAUUUCAAGGAUCCAUGGCUUGAUACUGCUGAAGUUGAUACAAGAUAUGCUAAUUCCAAGGUAGCUGAAGACAAUGACGAAAGUGAAGCCCCUGAAAUGUCUUCUGAUGAGACUGGACAGAUAAAGAGGCGAAUUGCAGAUUUGCUUGAACCAGGGGAAACGGUUUUACAAGCUUUGAGAAGGUUGAAGGGAACCUCAAUUGGGAAGAAGGAGAAAAUGUCAGCUGAGACACAACUUCUAUUUGACCAGCUUACUGAAGAUGCUAACAAGCUGCUGGAUAGUGGUGAAUAUGAUGUUUACCAUGAUAAGCAGGAGAUUUUUGAGCGCGAGGCAGAAGGAUAUGAGAAGUUAGCUUCUGCUAGAGGAAAAGACACAUUGAUAAAUCGGGGACAAGCGGAUCCUUACAACACAAGGACACACAUGCUUUCUGAUGUGGGAACUGUUGGAGCAUCCUCUUCUAUAGUGUCUAGUGCUGAUGCUGGUACUUCAGGCCUUAAUGGAAACGGUGUAGAAGCCUCUGAUGAUGGAGCUGAUGCAUAUGACAUGUUUGGAGAUGAAGAUGAUAACACUACUGCUAAUACAUCUGCUUACACUGAUGCUGUCGCUACUGGCUCUGUUGCUAAUGUUACUACUACAGCAGCAGCUUGGGUUAUUAUUAUGACCCAAACACUGGGCUAUACUGCUCUGCGACAUCGGGGCUAUGGUACUCCUUCAAUGAGGAAACCAGCACCUAUGACCUAGUCAGCGAGACCGCGCCAAAUGCUUCUUGACGAAAGAGUAUUAUUAAAUGUGUACAACUAAAUGGAUCCUACUGAUGUGGAAAAAUAUGCUAGACGACCUCAAUUGUGUGAAAAUUUUGAAUUAGAUCGUGCUACUCUGAAAUUAGGCGGUGUUUUUUCGUAGUAGUCGUCCUUGGGGUUGGUUUGCUUUUGGACAUGCUUCGUUUGCUCGGCUUUUCUUCUUCGGACACGUUUGGCAUGGUUAAUAUUAGAGGAGCCUGUACAGGUAAAAAUGUAUGACGGAAAAUGGUGUGCUAUGUGAACAUGAUAUGAACUGGUCAUGUGUGCAACUGUUUGCUGUCGAGAGAAGAGAAAUAAAUAGGUUUUAGCUGAUGCUGGGUUUUGUAUCCUACCUGGUAGGUGUAGGUAAGUUUUAACUUGUGUAAGAUCAAAAUAGCUUUUCCCAUCUAUAUUGGAGUGGACAAAAGAGCUCCAGUUUUAUGUCAGAAUCAACAACGGAAGUCAACAAAAGAGACGACGAAAUACAACAAUUCUCUAAAUUUCAACUUUCUAUUAGCUAUCCACUUGAAGAAUGUGAUUCUCUUCCACCAAGAGUCUGGAUUAUUGCUUCCAAAAGUUUAAUGUCAUUAUCACGCUUCGCAAUCUCCUCCUGCUUUGCUCGCAACUCUUCCAUGUGUAGUUGAAAUACCUUUGUAGUGUUUUCAAGUUCUUUGGUGACUUCUUGUGCUCGUAAUUCAGCAGCUUUCUGUGCUACCUCAGCUUGUCGUUUCUCUGCACGUGCACGGGCUGCAGCUGAUAUGGCUGCAUCAAGUUCUCUCUCCAAAGUCUCUACCCUUUGAUCCAGAACCUUAAUCGUACGGGCUUGUUCCGAGGUGAGUGAGGCUUUGGUGUAUGUAUCUUCAUCAACGAAGACGGCCUUCUUAAGGAGUAACUUCUGGAGAGACUCCAAAUUAGAUGUCAUCUCCGUCAGAUUAACUAUAGCUCCUUGCCAUCGCUCCUCGCUCAUCGCCUUCAUAUUUUCCUUCUCCUUGUCCUCCAUUUGAAAAUUCUCCUCCUCGAAUCCGCUGAUCAGGUAGCACUCAAUUGAAGAGCCGAAAAGGCUAACUUGUGAUACUGUGAGUCUGUGACGCAGAAUCAGACACGAAAUUGCAGACAAAGAUAUUCAAAGCGAGACGAAGAUGAUAAAAAUGCUCCCAAUUCAGUCUCUUCUCCCUUUGAAGACCGAACUAUAACGAUUAACGAACAGGUCUUCU